AUGGAACAAUCUAAUGUAAAUAAUGAAAAAAUCAGUGGAAUACAAGAACGAGUGGUUCAAGUCCCAUUACAUGAAGCUGCGUAUUUGCACUGCGUAAUACCACACUUGCAUCAAAAUAUGGUAGCAUGGACACGUUUACGUGAUGAGGCAUUACUGACUGCUGGUCAGCAAUCCUUUACAACUGACCCUAGAUUUCAAAUAUCUUUGAAGCCUUCUGAAGCUGAUUGGAUGUUAAUUAUUAGGCGAACUGAAAAGUCUGAUUCCGGUUGUUAUUUGUGUGAAGUAAAUACAGAACCAAAAAGUACUGUAUACGCCGUUUACUUAAAUGUUUUUGGACGAACAACAAAUUUAAUGGCAAAUAUGGUUGGUAAUGAAGUACUGUUGAACUGUACGAUAAUAAUUGGCAAUGAAACAAAUAGUGUAAGCAAUGAAGUAGAAUGGUGGAGGGAUGGACAACUUAUUGACUUCAGAAAUAGUGAAAAAUACAUAUCAAAAGUAAAACGGGAUAGUCACACAAUAAUUCAUAUUUUACGCAUUUUGAGCGCAUCCAGUGAGGAUGAUGGAAGUUACUCGUGUAAAACUUUGGAUGCUCCAGAAUCAACUCAUUUAUUGCAUGUGAAUACAAGUAGGUUUUUGAAUUGUUUUUUAUUUGUUUUCAUGAGUUUUCAAUAUAUCUGAUU
Messenger RNA from Thelazia callipaeda (thelaziosis nematode), 680 nucleotides. The record is from the annotation of a GenBank genome assembly. NCBI's taxonomy places the organism in Eukaryota, Metazoa, Nematoda, Chromadorea, Rhabditida, Thelaziidae.